CGGUCGCGCUGGCGGAGGGCCUGAGGCGAGAGGGCGAGGCGAGGCGAGGGCGGGCGACCCGGCUCCGUCCCAUGCUCCCUCGGUGGCGGGCGGCCUUUGCCUUCCCCUUCAUGCGGGGCCCGGGCCGGGGCUGCGCCGGACACUCCCGCGCCCAGGAUGGCCAGGAAGACAGUUAGCAGGAAGCGGAGAGCGGCCGCUCCCGCCGCGGGGCCCGGCGGAGAGCAGUAUGGCUGGGAUCACUCCGUGCACAAGAGGAAGCGGCUUCCCCCAGUUAAAAGGUCCCUUGUAUGCUACCUGAAAGGAAGAGAGGUGAAGGUGCAGAAUGAGUCCAGCUACCACCGGCUCCUGCAUGGAUAUGCAGCCCAGCAGCUGCCCAGCCUCCUGAAGGAAAGAGAAUUCCACCUGGGAACCCUGAACAAGGUGUUUGCCUCACAGUGGCUGAAUCAUCAGCAGGUGGUGUGCGGGACAAAAUGCAACACAUUGUUUGUGGUCGAUGUCCAAACUGGUCAGAUUACCAAAAUUCCCAUUCUGAAGGAUCGGGAACCUGACAUGGUAAACCAGCAAGGCUGCGGGAUUCAUGCCAUCGAGCUGAAUCCUUCAAGGACGCUUCUGGCAACGGGGGGCGACAACCCGAACAGCCUGGCGAUUUAUCGGCUGCCUACACUGGAUCCCGUCUGUGUGGGAGAUGAUGGCCAUAAAGAUUGGAUAUUUUCAAUCGCAUGGAUCAGUGACACCAUGGCUGUUUCAGGUUCCCGAGAUGGUUCCAUGGGGCUCUGGGAAGUGACAGACGAGGUCCUCGCCAAGAGCGACGCAAGGCGCAACCUGUCGCGAGUCCCCGUCUAUGCCCACAUAACGCACAGGGCUCUGAAGGACAUCCCCAAAGAGAAUACCAAUCCGGACAACUGCAAAGUCCGGGCUCUCGCCUUCAAUAACAAAAACAAGGAGCUGGGAGCAGUGUCCCUGGAUGGGUAUUUCCACCUCUGGAAGGCAGAAUGCACGUUAUCAAAGCUGCUGUCCACAAAGCUACCAUACUGUCGGGAGAACGUUUGUCUGGCCUAUGGUCAGGAGUGGUCCGUGUAUGCAGUCGGCUCUCAGGCCCACGUCUCCUUUCUGGACCCAAGGCAGCCUUCCCACAAUGUCAAAUCCGUCUGUUCCAGGGAGCGAGGCAGCGGUAUUCGCUCUGUGAGCUUCUAUGAACACAUCAUCACGGUGGGGACCGGGCAGGGGUCCUUGCUGUUCUACGACAUCCGAGCCCAGAGAUUCUUGGAUGAGAAGCCGCCACACGGUUGCUGCACGUCCAGAUCAGGAGGAAACGAGAUUCUCAAGUUGUCCACUGGCAAAGGUUGGCUGAAUCAUGAUGAAACCUGGCGGAAUUACUUUUCAGACAUCAGCUUCUUCCCAAACGCCGUUUACACCCACUGCUACGACUCGUCCGGCACGAAGCUCUUCGUGGCAGGAGGCCCACUUCCAUCGGGACUCCAUGGGAAUUACGCUGGUCUCUGGAGCUAAACACUCUUUCGGAACAAAGUUCUCUGGUGCGAUUUCCCCCUUCUUGCCCACAUUUUCUUUCCUUUUUAAAAAGGCAGACAAAGGCAUUGUGUGAUGACCUUGUUCUCUUCCGACUUUCAUGCAACUUGGGGUUGACUAUCUUUUGAGAGCGGAACAGCGUCUUUUGGUCUCCCGGGAGUUUUUGUACAUUUUUGAACUGUUUUUCGUUUUUUUCAUUUUGUUUUUUGUUUAAUCUCGUUUGAUCUUUAUACAGUGGGUUUUUUGAACCCUCCCCCCUUUUAUUGCAUUCUCUCCCCCCAGUGGCUGAGUCUUGGCCCUGAGCUUAGGCUAACCAAACAUUCACGUCCUCUCGUCCCGCUACUUCACUGUGAGGUAGGAAUCCUCCACUCAGUCGGUUGCUGCCGAGCUUUCUGUGAAAGCCCGGGGCUGCGUGUGCGUGUAUGUGUGAGUGCGUGCGUGCGUGUGUGCAUACAGGUACUUUUGUCACUCACAUUACCUGGAAUAAAAAACUACUUGUAAUUAAAAGGGAAAAGAUUAAAAAGUAUUUAUAUAAUGAGAUAGGCUACUGGUUUAUCCACAGUGCCAGCUUGCAUCUGGCUUCCUGCGGUUUUGGAAAGUACAAGUUUAAUGAUGGAGCAUCUGUCACGGGGGUCUGACAUUUGGCCCAUGGCCCAGGCCUGCUGUGCCUUUAUCACCCGGACCACCUCUCGCCUUCAUUUCCCCUUCCCACCCCGGGGUGCCUCGGAAGGAUGAUGGGGUUGUGAAGACGCAGGCUGGGAGGGAGGCUGCCUCACAGUGGUGGGGGGGGGGAUUGUGGACGGGGGGAGGAGGGCGACAGGCAGCCCGAAACCGUGUGUGCGAGAGGUUUUCCGGCAAAGCGGCAGGACCGUUGUGUGACACGCAGCCCACUAUGACGCUGGCCGGCAGACGCCCUGCCAAGAACCGUUUUAACUGGCUCCCUUUCCCUGUUGAGAAGUUGGAUUGCCUUAAUAAUAAAACCCAACGCUAGGCAGGCAUCAGACCUCCAAAGCAAACCCACCUCACGCCAGACAGAGAGAGAUUAGAUUUGGCAAUCACGCUUCACAUCCAGUAUUUCUGUUUUUAGUCACUUUCGGUGUACUGCUAAAGCACGUGUUCUUCAACUUCUGUGAGCGGGGCCACCCGUACGUACGCAAGGAACCCCUAAGUUCAGAGCCCGGCUUCCAAGGCUGCCUUGUCAAGCAGCUCACAGAAGUUCCUGGCCUGCCGAGAGCAAAUACACUGGCCUGAGAAGCUAACAGCCCGUGUUUCCGUGCCAAGCACACAGGAGAAAAAGCCCAUCCAAAGUGAAUAGGGAGGAAUAUGCUGAAAGCCUCUUGCCAGGCUGCAACAACCAACUUCUCCCAACUGGACGAGGAAUCGGGUAAUGCCUUGGCACUGGAAAGCUGCUUGGUGAGGGCACAAGCCGCGUGUGUUGCUCGCUCACCCGUGUGCAGUUCCUUGUCGGCCCCAGCUGCCAGGCAAAGCAGAGAGGUGUGUGAGAGGUGUGUGGGCCAUUACCUGGCCAGUGUGUUUUCUGGCUUCCUGCUGGACUUCCACAGGGGCCUAGGCAGCCGCAUGGCAGCUGGGUCAGACCACGCAAUGAACCCUUCUCCUGCCCAGGACGGGCUCCUGCGGGAGUAGCGAGGCGUGAGGCCACUGCUUGCCAGCCAAGAGGCAAAAGUAGCCUAAAUUAGGCACUUUGGCCGCACUUGGCCGGCAUCCAGAUAGGUCAGCCGUCACUGCAGUCUUGGUCAGGUUAUGGCUGUGCUGCUGAGAAUGACUCCCGUCCCCUGGGAGCAACUCAAGGCUCCGGAAAACCCGAAGAAGCCGCCUGGGAGGAGAUGCUUCCUGCUGCAUCCUCAUGCAUGAUUUACGGCUCUGGGCUGGCCUUUGCCCGAGCAGCUUCUGCUGGCCUGGCACCCCAUGUCAGCCCUGGGCAUGAAGUGCUCCCAGGCCGGAGAAGCGGGCCACCCAGCUGCCCUGAGGGAAGGGUGAUCGUGGGACCCGUCUUUCUUCUGGAGGAGGAUGCCUGCCGGAGUUGAGGGCAAAUAUUCCCCAGUUCUCCUCUUGGAUAGGGGCAGGAUAAGUAGGGAUUCUGCUUCCUGCUUCUGAUUGAGACCGUGUGUCUUGGCUGCAGAGUAUCUGAACUCCCCGGACAGCCUCUGCUGAAGAGAGCUGCAAAGUCCCAAGGGAAAGGGAGCCCUGUGUGAUGUCUGGGCAAGAUACCGGAUUCCUUGCAGGACACCAGAUAGUUCUGGACCUUGUCCAGAAGAACUGUGUUGUGAUUGCUGUAUGUGGCACUCGAGGAGAAUGCUGCUGUCCGAAGAGCCCCGUGGGGGAUAUGAGCUCGAAGUUCAAAGAGUGCUUCAUUUCUGAGCUAGGCCUAGAGCCCUGCCUUCAGGCUGCGGCAGUAGCCAGACUUGGUGCUGUGCCGCCCAGCUGCCUGUGAAGGGCAGGAUUUUACCACUCAUUUUACCACUUUGCCACACAUGUGAUGAGGGGUCAGCUUCUGGAGGACUAGCUCCUUGCUGGAGUACAGCAGUAAUUUGCACGCUGAGAUCAUUGCUCCCGCAUGAAUAAUCUUGUCGAUGUUGCAUUAGAUCAACUCCAUAAAAAUAAGAAAUGAAGUAGGUAAAUGUAAUUGAAUGAUAUUUGAAAGAGGGUCAUCCGUCUAAAUUAUGUUCAUUAAUUGCCUGGAUGUAGAAGGGCGUGUUUUGUAGCGCUGUCUUAAAAGUAGCUGCAGUGCUAAGCAUUCCAUUUCCGUAUGCCUGGUCCUUCAAUCCCUGCAGAUUCUCCCCUGUCCACAUGUCGAAGCAGCGUCCAGACUCACUCCCGUACUCCCCGGAAGUGGGUGAGAAGGCUGCUUCGGAAAAAGGUGCUCGGACACCAGUAUUUCUGUCCUCUGGAGCGUCCAUGGGAUCUUCCUUAAGCAUCCCGGGGGAGAUAGUCGGCAAGCAACUCCGAGCCCUGCGGCAGACGGCAGUGUGAACCCCACCUUGGUUUUCCCAGGGGUAGAGAAGGAACCACGUGGGGGGGGGGGGGCUAGGGGGCAUUUCAGAGGUUGUGGAAGGAGAAGCGAGGACUUGAGUACAGCGAGGUUUAGGAUUGGCAAGGAUCACAGCCCCCCCCCCCAGUGAAAUGUUAUAUUGGGGUAACAGCAGGUUCCCUCCCAAAUUGUGGCAUUUUUUUACCUCUUAUAGCAAUGAUAGCAACAGAUGCCAUUUUUAAACCCCAGGAUCUGUGCCUUUGGCAUUUAUAAUACGCCUGUGCCUACACACUGCCGUGGGUGGAACCAGCGGGGACGGCUUCUCUUUUUGCUGGCAAAAGACCGUGGGCUCAACAGAGUCUCCGUCAAUCGAGGACCCCUGGCCAGAUACGCCAUGGGGCAAGCCAGUUUCCAAGUAUGUCUGACGUUCGCACAUCACGUGCUUUGUUGUGGUGUAUAGAAAAAUGGUUUGGAUUUGCUGUUUGAAAAUCAUGUGUGACAUGGCUCCCGGCCGAGUGAAGAGAGCAGUCCCGGCUCGUUUGCCCCCAUCUUGCCUAAAUGGGGUUGCUUGAAAGAACGUUCCCUCAGCUCCCUUGAUUUGAAGGGAGUUUGGUUGGCUGGGUGCUGCCCCCGACGUCUCGUUAAACUUGUACUCUUCAAAAGUAACCUGUGCACCUGGUCAGCUCUUCUCAUAGCCUCCCACAGUCUCAGGGUUUAUGUCACUUGCAAUUUUUCAUCCAAAUAACACACUGGACCAAUCAGAGGUCGACGUGCCUUUUUCCAAUGGUACCUUGAUCUUUGUAAAGCUGCCCGUUGAAGGUUUUGCUGUCUGUCACCGUCUAAACUGGAUAAUUGUUUUGGGGGGUUUUUUCUACUUAAAAAAAGACUGAGAGAGAGAUACUGACAUGUCCUGCCUGGAACCAGCCUGUUCAAUGGAUUGUAACUUUUUUUCCCAUUUGAUGUUGAAGAUUGUGGUGUAUAAAAUCAAAUGUAUGCCUA
Molecule: messenger RNA, 5515 nt
Organism: Varanus komodoensis (Komodo dragon)
Lineage: Eukaryota; Metazoa; Chordata; Lepidosauria; Squamata; Varanidae
Gene: DCAF12
Product: DDB1 and CUL4 associated factor 12
Exons: 9
Coding region: 157-1509 (450 amino acids)
Cellular component (GO): Cul4-RING E3 ubiquitin ligase complex
Molecular function (GO): protein binding
Source: RefSeq, a predicted model, not a curated record